This is a messenger RNA of Closterium sp. Yama58-4, 28866 nucleotides long. The record is from the annotation of a GenBank genome assembly. Lineage: Eukaryota; Viridiplantae; Streptophyta; Zygnematophyceae; Desmidiales; Closteriaceae.
AUGGCGUCUAAGUUCCGUCGCCAGCAGCAGCGGAAACGAUGGUCCGACGCGGGAACUGCAUUCCCGCAAACCUACGUUUCGCGAGCCACAGCUCUUUCGCAUGGAGAAGUGCCGGACGAGCCGGAGCUUUUUAACAGAUUGUAUUCGCUACAGGCUGACUCGCUUAGAAAUCCCAGCGGGGUAGCAUUGCGACGAGAUCCAGAGGAAGUUCCUCCGAGUGCCAUACCGGGAUCGGCGGAGCUAAGGCGGUUCGGCAGCGCGCUGCUGCAGCUGACCAGGUUCAGAUCGACAUUCGCCGAGAUUCCGCAUAUCAAGGAGCUCUCAGAUUCGCUAGAUGCUUUGUUCAUUCGCUGGCGCGAUUCGAUUAGUGGCGUCGCGACUGGUUCCGCCAGCAGUGACGGCUCAGCAGAGGAGCGGGAGCUCGUAGCAGGUAAGCGUGCGACGAGCAGUGCGGGGGAUAGCGAGGCUGAGAGGGGGUUUGGAAACGGAGGAGUGAGGAGGGGACGCUGGGAGGCGGAUGGGGGCAGUGUUGAAAGGAAAGCGAGGGCGAUAGUGGAGAGUGUUAUUGCGUUGUGCUGUAACGAGUACGGCGUGGGUGGCUCCAAGAGGCGGCAGUUCGCUGCAGCUGCAGCAGGGGCCUCCAUCACUGCCGCCCACCACUCGUGCCAUCCGCCCCAUCCAUGGUCGUCCCCGUUCCCUUCCUUCCAGGCUCCAUUUGACAGCUCAGCUCGCCUCGUGGCACGACAGCUGGCACAAGUGCUGAGUGCAGACGUGGCAGCAUUGGUGGACCACAUGCAGCCACGUGGCAGCAGUGGGGACAAGUUGCUAAUGGGGAGCAGGAGCAGCACAUGCGGCGAUAAUGAGGGGGUCCCUGAUGCUGCUGGCAUGGCUGAAGUCGGGCAAACAGCUGCCGAAGAAGUCUCGAAAGCAGGUUUGGGAGCAGGUUCGAGAGCAGGUUCGGGAGCAGCGUCGGAAGGGGGGGGGCACGUGGUACCAGCAACGAUGGAGCUGUGUCAGGAGGCGCUGUCCACGCUCUACUACCUGCUGCAGCGCUACCCCCACCAGUUUGCCUCGCGCCCCUCCAGCACCCAAGGGCAAGGCGAGCUGAGAAGUCAAGGCGGCGAGAGGAAUGGGAGCGUUGAGAGCAGUGAGAGCAGUGAGAGCAGUGAGAGCAGUGAGAGCAGUGAGAGCAGUGAGAGCAGUGAGAGCAGUGAGAGCAGUGAGAGCAGUGAGAGCAACGGUAGUGUUGAGGGCAAGGGCGUGUGUGAGGAGCUGCUGUCAGUGCACAGCGCUGUGGUGAGAGUGCUACAAACGGGGGUGCUUUCCAGAGACGCCACGGUAGCUGCAGCUGUAGCUCUCUGCGCCCUGCUGCCUCUCGUCCAAUCAGAGGCGACCCCUUGUGCAGCAGCAGGGGGAGACAAUGGCGAGCAGGAGGAGGAGGAGCGGAAGGAAGGGCGGUUGGCGGUGGCUCUAGCACGCUCAUUCUUUGCCUCCCCUGCCUCCCCUGCUGUGCUAUCAACAGCUACUGCUGCGAGUGCCACGCCUGCUGAGUCUGCAGCGCCAGCAGCAGGCAUAGCAGCGGCUGCAGGCGAGUUUGUCGCCCCUUUGACCAUAGUGGAUGCGCUUAAAACGAGGCAGGGGCAUGCAGCAGCAGGGCAGGCGCGUGCGUGGUUGGUGGACAUGGGGCGGUUUCCUCUGUUCAGCCAGCUGUGCUGCAUUCGAGGCAUGCUCACUGCCGUUCCCCGACAAGCCCUCACUCACCUCCUGCUGCUGCCCAUGCCCGUGCGCACACAACCACAUGAAGCAGCGCGUGCAGAGGCACAAGACGCAGCAAGUGAAGCAGCAUCAGCAGGUGCAGCAGGUGCAGCAGCAGCAGGGGAGGCACCAACUCCCCAGGCGGUGGAGGUGCGCUGCUGGUCGCUGCUCUUUCAUGGGCUGCUGCCUCGCGUCCUCUCCUUCUGUGAAGCUUCCUCCGACGCGCACACCAAGUUCCAUGCGCUCACCGCCCUGCAGAUAUGCCUCCACCAGAUCAAGACAAGCCUGCUGGACGGCACCUGCGCCGCCUCCCGUCAACUGUUCACCCGCCAGGUGGCUCGGAUUCGCGCCACAUGGCGGGCAGGGAUUGGCGGAGAGGAGUCAUCAUCAUCAUCAUCAUCAGCAGCAGCAGCAGCAGCAGUGAAAGGAGGUCAGGAGGCUGAUAGAUUUCCUCUUAGCCUAUUGGUGGAAAGGUUGAUGCAGGACGGCGGCGUGGCAGCGUAUGAGGAGAUGCCACGUGGCAGUGUGGAUAGGAUCCUGGGAGCAGUGUGGGGCCACUGGGAGGACCCGCUGACUCAGACGGCCAGGCAGGCCCACGUGGCACUGGACCUGCUGCUGGACGUGGUGGAGUGCCUGGAGAAAGGGGGCGCUGGGGUUAUGGAGGAAGAGGAUUUAAGGGGAAAAGAUGCUCCUGGUUUGGUAGGAGAUGGUGUGAAAGAUGAGGGGGAGGAGUGGGUUAGAGAGGAAGUGGAAGAAGAGGAGGAGGAUGUGGUGGAGGGGCUGGGGUUGAUGAUGGAGGAAGAGCAGGGAGGAGGGGCAGAGGAGGGGCGAGAGCAGGAGGCGAAUGGGAUGGCAGAGGCAGAGGCGAGCCUGGUUGCUGCACCAGGAGGGGUGGCAGCAGUGGCAACCCUUUCGGACGCAGUGGCAGGGGAAGCGACGGACCAGAAGGUUGGUUCUGGGGCUGGUGCGACUGGCGUGGGCGGCGAGUUUCGGCGGUUUGCGGAGCAGCUGGCUGGGGAGGUGCUGGCAACGGGGGCGCACAGGAAGGGGCGGUACGUUCCCCUGGCGUCCCUUGCCCUGCGCCUGGGCGCUGCCCGGCUGCUGCGCAUGAGCAAAGAGGGGCGCUCAGGGGGUGAGGCGGGAGAGACGAGUGAGGGGCGUGAGGGGGAUGAGAGGGAGGGAGCGGCGGCGGGUAUGGACGGAGCAGCAGGGGGCGUGCGGUUCCCAGUGGGAGUGUUGGGCGACGCUCUGGCAGCCAUGGGCGAUGAGGGCGUGUGCUGUGCUGUCGCCUCCUUCCUCUCCCCCUUCCUCUCCCGCCUCCGUGAGGAGUGUUGGGCCGGCACAGCAGGCACAGCGGGCAAAGCAGGCAUGGGAGAGGGACGGGAGGGGCGGGAGGGCGGAGGGGAGGGGGGAGGCGACGUGGCGUGGCGGAGGGUGUGGAUGCCGGCAGUGCUGUGCGGGCUGGUGGCGGGCCCAUCACUGCAUCGCACCAACGUGGCCACGUACGCCCUCCCCGUGCUGCUCUCCCUCGACCCCCCCUCGCUCUCGCCCCUCCUCUCCUUCCUCACCACCCUGCCACGAGGCAGCAAAGGAGGAACGGGAAUUGGGGAUAGGGAGAGCAGCGCAAUGGCUGUGUGGGAGCAGUGGCCGGAGCUGGCGAACGCGAGGGGAGGGCCGCACGGGGAGUACCCGUGGGGGGCGAGUGUGGACGCGCGUGUGGGCGCGGUGGUGGCGCUGCUGCGCAUGGGGCGUGGCAUGGGCGUGCUGGAUGGGCCCCUGGAGGCCGCUGGUAGGGGGGUGGGUGCUAGCAGGGGCGUGAGGGCACGGAGGGUGGGAGACGGGGAUGAGGAGGAGGUGGAGGAGAGUGGGGAUGGUGAGACAGGGAGGAGGGAUGGGGAGGAGGUGGCGAGGAGGGAUUGGUCCGGCGGACCGCAGACCGUGCUGACGUGGAUGCUGGAGCGGGCGACGUGGCACGCUGACGAGGCGGUGCGGGUGGACGUGGCAGAGCUGCUGUGCAUCUCGUUCCGCACCACGGCCAUGCCGUCCCGCCCCGAGCUGCACCUGCUGGGGCUCGCCUUCCCCCUCAACCUGCGCUGCUCCUCGCCCAACCUGCGCAUGCGCUGGUGCUCCAUCGUGCGCCGCUUCUUCUCCCGCGUGCGCGCCGCCGUGGAGCGGCAAGAGAGGAUUGCUGCUGUCACCCGGCGCCAGAGAACGGCCACGCGGGGGGAAGGUGAAGCAGGGAAAGGAGGCGAUGCUGGGGGAGGAGGUGAGGAGCAGGAGGCGGGGGAAGAAGAGGGGGAGGAAGAGGGGGAGGAAGAGGGGGAGAGGGAGGAGGGGGCGAGCGUGGGCGAGGUGCAGGCGUUCAUGCAGUGGCUGACGGCGCUGCUCUUCUCAUCGCUGUACCCCUCAGCACCGUACGAGCGCAAGAGCAUGGCCCUCGACACACUCUCCGCCCUCAUGGACGUGUGGAGCCCUCACGACUUCCUCCCCCCUCACACUGCCUCUACACAACCCGCGUCCGCCCUGCACACCACCCCACAGCUCCCAACCUUCUCCCCCUACCCACCUGGUGCGCUGGCCCCCGGCAGCACGCACCUGCUGCUGGCGGAAGCAGUGGACAGCUGGGACCGGCUGAGGGAGGCGGCGCUGGGAGUGCUGCUCAAGUACCCUGCUCCGCUGCCGGGGCUGGAGAGCGCAGGGCAGGUGGCGGAGGUGGUGGAGUGGGCGUGUGGGCUCGUGAUGAGCCCAAGGGUCAGGGAGAGCGAUGCGGGCGCGCUCGUGCUGAAGCUGGUGUUUAAGAAGUAUGUUGUGGGACUGGGGUGGCAAGUGAGGGUGUUUCCUGCUGUUACUGUCACAUCUCCUCCUUCUGCUGCUUCUCCUGCUGCCCCUACUCCUGCUGGUGCUGCUUCUGGUGGCUGUGCUAUUGAGUCUAGCAGCAGCAGCGGGGGGCAAGGGGCAGUGGUGGAGUACUUGCACUCGCUGAGCGAGUGGCUAGCAGCAUUGGUGGAGGAGGGCGAGCGGGACAUGAUAGGCGCGUGCCGCCACAGCCUCGUGCACGGCGUGCUGCUGCUGCUCCGAUACACGUUUGAAGAGGUCGACUGGACCGAACCAUCCGUGCAUCAUGCAGCUGAUGAUGAUGUUCAUGGUGGUGAUGGUGGUGAUGCUGGCGUAGCGGCGGGCAUGAGGGGGGUGCUGCGGAGGGUGCUGGCGCUGGUGCUGCGGGUGACGGGGCUGGCGCUGUGGGUGGUGGCCGCGGAUGGGUUGCGUGUGGACGUGGGGGAGGGGGGCAGACUGCGCGUGAGGGACAAGGAUGCACGGGGAGGGACCACUGUGGCGUGCAGUGAGGGGCGAGAGGGUGACGAGGAAGAGGAGGAAGAAGGUGAAGAUGGGGAGGCAGAAGGCAGUGAUGCCGAUGGUGGUAUCGGUGAUUACGGUGCUGGUGCUGAUGAGGAUGAUGAAAUGGGAGCGGAGGUGGGCGAUGGCAGUGGGCAGCAGCUGGCCCCGGUGGAGCAGAUGGUGAUGGUGGCGUGCUGGCUGUCCAUGAAGGAGGUCUCCCUGCUCCUCGGCACCCUCGCCCGCUCCGUGCCGCUGCAGGCCCAUGCGGGGCCAGGCGAGCUGGACGUGGAUGGGGAGGAGGGAGGGCGGGAGACGGGGAGGAGGGGAGAGGGAGGGGAGGUGGAGGGUGGGGGGGAACUGCUGGAUGCUGCGCAGCUCAAGGUAUGUGCUCGCCUGCACCUGGAAUGGAGUGUAUGCUCUUGCAGUGUAUGUGCUUGCAGUGCAUGUGCUUGCAGUGCAUUGCAUGUGCUUGCAGUGCAUGUGCUUGCAUUGCAUGUGCUUGCAAUGCAUGUGCUUGCAGUGUAUGCGCUUGCGGUGCAGCAGCGUGCUAGCAACGCAGCUGGGCGUGCUAGCAACGCAGCAGAGCGUGCUAGCAACGCAGCAGAGCGUGCUAGCAACGCAGCUGAGCGUGCUAGCAACGCAGCAGAGCGUGCUAGCAACGCAGCAGAGCGUGCUAGCAACGCAGCAGAGCGUGCUAGCAACGCAGCAGAGCGUGCUAGCAACGCAGCAGAGCGUGCUAGCAACGCAGCAGAGCGUGCUAGCAACGCAGCAGAGCGUGCUAGCAACGCAGCAGAGCGUGCUAGCAACGCAGCAGAGCGUGCUAGCAACGCAGCAGAGCGUGCUAGCAACGCAGCAGAGCGUGCUAGCAACGCAGCAGAGCGUGCUAGCAACGCAGCUGAGCGUGCUAGCAACGCAGCAGAGCGUGCUAGCAUCGCAGCAGAGCGUGCUAGCAUCGCAGCAGAGCGUGCUAGCAACGCAGCAGAGCGUGCUAGCAACGCAGCAGAGCGUGCUAGCAACGCAGCAGAGCGUGCUAGCAACGCAGCAGAGCGUGCUAGCAACGCAGCAGAGCGUGCUAGCAACGCAGCAGAGCAUGGUAGCAACGCAGCUGAGCGUGCUAGCAACGCAGCAGAGCGUGCUAGCAACGCAGCAGAGCGUGCUAGCAACGCAGCAGAGCGUGCUAGCAACGCAGCAGAGCGUGCUAGCAACGCAGCAGAGCGUGCUAGCAACGCAGCUGAGCGUGCUAGCAACGCAGCAGAGCGUGCUAGCAACGCAGCAGAGCGUGCUAGCAACGCAGCAGAGCGUGCUAGCAACGCAGCAGAGCGUGCUAGCAACGCAGCAGAGCGUGCUAGCAACGCAGCAGAGCGUGCUAGCACCGCAGCAGACCGUGCUAGCAACGCAGCAGACCAUGCUAGCAACGCAGCAGAGCGUGCUAGCAACGCAGCAGAGCGUGCUAGCAACGCAGCUGAGCGUGCUAGCAACGCAGCAGAGCGUGCUAGCAACGCAGCAGAGCGUGCUAGCAACGCAGCAGAGCGUGCUAGCAACGCAGCAGAGCGUGCUAGCAACGCAGCUGAGCGUGCUAGCAACGCAGCAGAGCGUGCUAGCAACGCAGCAGAGCCUGCUAGCAACGCAGCAACGCAGCAGAGCGUGCUAGCAACGCAGCUGAGCGUGCUAGCAACGCAGCUGAGCGUGCUAGCAACGCAGCUGAGCCGUGCUAGCAACGCAGCUGAGCGUGCUAGCAACGCAGCAGAGCGUGCUAGCAACGCAGCAGAGCGUGCUAGCAACGCAGCAGAGCGUGCUAGCAACGCAGCAGAGCGUGCUAGCAACGCAGCUGAGCGUGCUAGCAACGCAGCAGAGCGUGCUAGCAACGCAGCAGAGCGUGCUAGCAACGCAGCAGAGCGUGCUAGCAACGCAGCAGAGCGUGCUAGCAACGCAGCUGAGCGUGCUAGCAACGCAGCAGAGCGUGCUAGCAACGCAGCAGGGGGUGCUAGCAACGCAGCUGAGCGUGCUAGCAACGCAGCUGAGCGUGCUAGCAACGCAGCUGAGCGUGCUAGCAACGCAGCUGGGCGUGCUAGCAACGCAGCUGAGCGUGCUAGCAACGCAGCUGAGCGUGCUAGCAACGCAGCUGAGCGUGCUAGCAACGCAGCAGAGCGUGCUAGCAACGCAGCUGAGCGUGCUAGCAACGCAGCAGAGCGUGCUAGCAACGCAGCUGAGCGUGCUAGCAACGCAGCUGAGCGUGCUAGCAACGCAGCUGGGCGUGCUAGCAACGCAGCAGAGCGUGCUAGCAACGCAGCAGAGCGUGCUAGCAACGCAGCUGAGCGUGCUAGCAACGCAGCAGAGCAUGGUAGCAACGCAGCUGAGCGUGCUAGCAACGCAGCAGAGCGUGCUAGCAACGCAGCAGAGCGUGCUAGCAACGCAGCAGAGCGUGCUAGCAACGCAGCAGAGCGUGCUAGCAACGCAGCAGAGCGUGCUAGCAACGCAGCUGAGCGUGCUAGCAACGCAGCAGAGCGUGCUAGCAACGCAGCAGAGCGUGCUAGCAACGCAGCAGAGCGUGCUAGCAACGCAGCAGAGCGUGCUAGCAACGCAGCAGAGCGUGCUAGCAACGCAGCAGAGCGUGCUAGCACCGCAGCAGACCGUGCUAGCAACGCAGCAGACCAUGCUAGCAACGCAGCAGAGCGUGCUAGCAACGCAGCAGAGCGUGCUAGCAACGCAGCUGAGCGUGCUAGCAACGCAGCAGAGCGUGCUAGCAACGCAGCAGAGCGUGCUAGCAACGCAGCAGAGCGUGCUAGCAACGCAGCAGAGCGUGCUAGCAACGCAGCAGAGCGUGCUAGCAACGCAGCAGAGCGUGCUAGCAUCGCAGCAGAGCGUGCUAGCAUCGCAGCAGAGCGUGCUAGCAACGCAGCAGAGCGUGCUAGCAACGCAGCAGAGCGUGCUAGCAACGCAGCAGAGCGUGCUAGCAACGCAGCAGAGCGUGCUAGCAACGCAGCAGAGCGUGCUAGCAACGCAGCAGAGCAUGGUAGCAACGCAGCUGAGCGUGCUAGCAACGCAGCAGAGCGUGCUAGCAACGCAGCAGAGCGUGCUAGCAACGCAGCAGAGCGUGCUAGCAACGCAGCAGAGCGUGCUAGCAACGCAGCAGAGGGUGCUGGCAACGCAGCAGAGGGUGCUGGCAACGCAGCAGAGCGUGCUAGCAACGCAGCAGAGCGUGCUAGCAACGCAGCAGAGCGUGCUAGCAACGCAGCAGAGCGUGCUAGCGACGCAGCAGAGCGUGCUAGCGACGCAGCAGAGCGUGCUAGCGACGCAGCAGAGCGUGCUAGCGACGCAGCAGAGCGUGCUAGCGACGCAGCAGAGCGUGCUAGCAACGCAGCAGAGCGUGCUAGCAACGCAGCAGAGCGUGCUAGCAACGCAGCUGGGCGUGCUAGCAACGCAGCUGAGCGUGCUAGCAACGCAGCUGAGCGUGCUAGCAACGCAGCUGAGCGUGCUAGCAACGCAGCUGGGCGUGCUAGCAACGCAGCUGGGCGUGCUAGCAACGCAGCAGAGCGUGCUAGCAACGCAGCAGAGCGUGCUAGCAACGCAGCUGAGCGUGCUAGCAACGCAGCUGAGCGUGCUAGCAACGCAGCUGAGCGUGCUAGCAACGCAGCUGAGCGUGCUAGCAACGCAGCUGAGCAGCGUGCUAGCAACGCAGCAGAGCGUGCUAGCAACGCAGCAGAGCGUGCUAGCAACGCAGCAGAGCGUGCUAGCAACGCAGCAGAGCGUGCUAGCAACGCAGCAGAGCGUGCUAGCAACGCAGCAGAGCGUGCUAGCAACGCAGCUGAGCGUGCUAGCAACGCAGCAGAGCGUGCUAGCAACGCAGCAGAGCGUGCUAGCAACGCAGCAGAGCGUGCUAGCAACGCAGCUGAGCGUGCUAGCAACGCAGCAGGGGGUGCUAGCAACGCAGCAGGGGGUGCUAGCAACGCAGCUGAGCGUGCUAGCAACGCAGCUGAGCGUGCUAGCAACGCAGCUGAGCGUGCUAGCAACGCAGCUGGGCGUGCUAGCAACGCAGCUGGGCGUGCUAGCAACGCAGCUGAGCGUGCUAGCAACGCAGCUGAGCGUGCUAGCAACGCAGCUGAGCGUGCUAGCAACGCAGCAGAGCGUGCUAGCAACGCAGCUGGGCGUGCUAGCAACGCAGCUGGGCGUGCUAGCAACGCAGCUGAGCGUGCUAGCAACGCAGCAGAGCGUGCUAGCAACGCAGCAGAGCGUGCUAGCAACGCAGCAGAGCGUGCUAGCAACGCAGCAGAGCGUGCUAGCAACGCAGCAGAGCGUGCUAGCAACGCAGCUGAGCGUGCUAGCAACGCAGCUGAGCGUGCUAGCAACGCAGCAGAGCGUGCUAGCAACGCAGCAGAGCAGCGUGCUAGCAACGCAGCAGAGCGUGCUAGCAACGCAGCAGAGCGUGCUAGCAACGCAGCAGAGCGUGCUAGCAACGCAGCAGAGCGUGCUAGCAACGCAGCUGAGCAUGCUAGCAACACAGCUGGGGGUGCUAGCAACGCAGCUGAGCGUGCUAGCAACGCAGCUGAGCGUGCUAGCAACGCAGCUGAGCGUGCUAGCAACGCAGCUGAGCGUGCUAGCAACGCAGCAGAGCGUGCUAGCAACGCAGCAGAGCGUGCUAGCAACGCAGCAGAGCGUGCUAGCAACGCAGCAGAGCGUGCUAGCAACGCAGCAGAGCGUGCUAGCAACGCAGCAGAGCGUGCUAGCAACGCAGCAGAGCGUGCUAGCAACGCAGCAGAGCGUGCUAGCAACGCAGCAGAGCGUGCUAGCAACGCAGCAGAGCGUGCUAGCAACGCAGCAGAGCGUGCUAGCAACGCAGCAGAGCGUGCUAGCAACGCAGCAGAGCGUGCUAGCAACGCAGCAGAGCGUGCUAGCAACGCAGCAGAGCGUGCUAGCAACGCAGCAGAGCGUGCUAGCAACGCAGCAGAGCGUGCUAGCAACGCAGCAGAGCGUGCUAGCAACGCAGCAGAGCGUGCUAGCAACGCAGCAGAGCGUGCUAGCAACGCAGCAGAGCGUGCUAGCAACGCAGCAGAGCGUGCUAGCAACGCAGCAGAGCAUGUUAGCAACGCAGCAGAGCGUGCUAGCAACGCAGCAGAGCGUGCUAGCAACGCAGCUGGGCGUGCUAGCAACGCAGCUGGGCGUGCUAGCAACGCAGCUGGGCGUGCUAGCAACGCAGCUGGGCGUGCUAGCAACGCAGCUGAGCGUGCUAGCAACGCAGCUGAGCGUGCUAGCAACGCAGCUGAGCGUGCUAGCAACGCAGCUGAGCGUGCUAGCAACGCAGCUGAGCGUGCUAGCAACGCAGCUGAGCGUGCUAGCAACGCAGCUGAGCGUGCUAGCAACGCAGCAGAGCGUGCUAGCAACGCAGCAGAGCGUGCUAGCAACGCAGCUGAGCGUGCUAGCAACGCAGCAGAGCGUGCUAGCAACGCAGCAGAGCGUGCUAGCAACGCAGCUGAGCGUGCUAGCAACGCAGCAGAGCGUGCUAGCAACGCAGCAGAGCGUGCUAGCAACGCAGCUGAGCGUGCUAGCAACGCAGCUGAGCGUGCUAGCAACGCAGCUGAGCGUGCUAGCAACGCAGCUGAGCGUGCUAGCAACGCAGCUGAGCGUGCUAGCAACGCAGCUGAGCGUGCUAGCAACGCAGCUGAGCGUGCUAGCAACGCAGCAGAGCGUGCUAGCAACGCAGCUGGGCGUGCUAGCAACGCAGCUGGGCGUGCUAGCAACGCAGCUGAGCGUGCUAGCAACGCAGCAGAGCGUGCUAGCAACGCAGCAGAGCGUGCUAGCAACGCAGCAGAGCGUGCUAGCAACGCAGCAGAGCGUGCUAGCAACGCAGCAGAGCGUGCUAGCAACGCAGCUGAGCGUGCUAGCAACGCAGCUGAGCGUGCUAGCAACGCAGCAGAGCGUGCUAGCAACGCAGCAGAGCAGCGUGCUAGCAACGCAGCAGAGCGUGCUAGCAACGCAGCAGAGCGUGCUAGCAACGCAGCAGAGCGUGCUAGCAACGCAGCAGAGCGUGCUAGCAACGCAGCUGAGCGUGCUAGCAACGCAGCUGAGCGUGCUAGCAACGCAGCUGGGCGUGCUAGCAACGCAGCUGAGCGUGCUAGCAACGCAGCUGAGCGUGCUAGCAACGCAGCUGAGCGUGCUAGCAACGCAGCAGAGCGUGCUAGCAACGCAGCAGAGCGUGCUAGCAACGCAGCAGAGCGUGCUAGCAACGCAGCAGAGCGUGCUAGCAACGCAGCAGAGCGUGCUAGCAACGCAGCAGAGCGUGCUAGCAACGCAGCAGAGCGUGCUAGCAACGCAGCAGAGCGUGCUAGCAACGCAGCAGAGCGUGCUAGCAACGCAGCAGAGCGUGCUAGCAACGCAGCAGAGCGUGCUAGCAACGCAGCAGAGCGUGCUAGCAACGCAGCAGAGCGUGCUAGCAACGCAGCAGAGCGUGCUAGCAACGCAGCAGAGCGUGCUAGCAACGCAGCAGAGCGUGCUAGCAACGCAGCAGAGCGUGCUAGCAACGCAGCAGAGCGUGCUAGCAACGCAGCAGAGCGUGCUAGCAACGCAGCAGAGCGUGCUAGCAACGCAGCAGAGCGUGCUAGCAACGCAGCAGAGCGUGCUAGCAACGCAGCAGAGCGUGCUAGCAACGCAGCAGAGCGUGCUAGCAACGCAGCAGAGCGUGCUAGCAACGCAGCAGAGCGUGCUAGCAACGCAGCUGGGCGUGCUAGCAACGCAGCUGAGCGUGCUAGCAACGCAGCUGAGCGUGCUAGCAACGCAGCUGGGCGUGCUAGCAACGCAGCUGAGCGUGCUAGCAACGCAGCUGAGCGUGCUAGCAACGCAGCAGAGCGUGCUAGCAACGCAGCUGGGCGUGCUAGCAACGCAGCUGAGCGUGCUAGCAACGCAGCUGAGCGUGCUAGCAACGCAGCUGAGCGUGCUAGCAACGCAGCUGGGCGUGCUAGCAACGCAGCUGGGCGUGCUAGCAACGCAGCAGAGCGUGCUAGCAACGCAGCAGAGCGUGCUAGCAACGCAGCUGAGCGUGCUAGCAACGCAGCUGAGCGUGCUAGCAACGCAGCUGAGCGUGCUAGCAACGCAGCUGAGCGUGCUAGCAACGCAGCUGAGCAGCGUGCUAGCAACGCAGCAGAGCGUGCUAGCAACGCAGCAGAGCGUGCUAGCAACGCAGCAGAGCGUGCUAGCAACGCAGCAGAGCGUGCUAGCAACGCAGCAGAGCGUGCUAGCAACGCAGCAGAGCGUGCUAGCAACGCAGCUGAGCGUGCUAGCAACGCAGCAGAGCGUGCUAGCAACGCAGCAGAGCGUGCUAGCAACGCAGCAGAGCGUGCUAGCAACGCAGCUGAGCGUGCUAGCAACGCAGCAGAGCGUGCUAGCAACGCAGCAGGGGGUGCUAGCAACGCAGCUGAGCGUGCUAGCAACGCAGCUGAGCGUGCUAGCAACGCAGCUGAGCGUGCUAGCAACGCAGCUGGGCGUGCUAGCAACGCAGCUGGGCGUGCUAGCAACGCAGCUGAGCGUGCUAGCAACGCAGCUGAGCGUGCUAGCAACGCAGCUGAGCGUGCUAGCAACGCAGCAGAGCGUGCUAGCAACGCAGCUGGGCGUGCUAGCAACGCAGCUGGGCGUGCUAGCAACGCAGCUGAGCGUGCUAGCAACGCAGCAGAGCGUGCUAGCAACGCAGCAGAGCGUGCUAGCAACGCAGCAGAGCGUGCUAGCAACGCAGCAGAGCGUGCUAGCAACGCAGCAGAGCGUGCUAGCAACGCAGCUGAGCGUGCUAGCAACGCAGCUGAGCGUGCUAGCAACGCAGCAGAGCGUGCUAGCAACGCAGCAGAGCAGCGUGCUAGCAACGCAGCAGAGCGUGCUAGCAACGCAGCAGAGCGUGCUAGCAACGCAGCAGAGCGUGCUAGCAACGCAGCAGAGCGUGCUAGCAACGCAGCUGAGCAUGCUAGCAACACAGCUGGGGGUGCUAGCAACGCAGCUGAGCGUGCUAGCAACGCAGCUGAGCGUGCUAGCAACGCAGCUGAGCGUGCUAGCAACGCAGCUGAGCGUGCUAGCAACGCAGCAGAGCGUGCUAGCAACGCAGCAGAGCGUGCUAGCAACGCAGCAGAGCGUGCUAGCAACGCAGCUGGGCGUGCUAGCAACGCAGCUGAGCGUGCUAGCAACGCAGCUGGGCGUGCUAGCAACGCAGCUGGGCGUUCUAGCAACGCAGCUGGGGGUUCUAGCAACGCAGCUGAGCGUGCUAGCAACGCAGCAGAGCGUGCUAGCAACGCAGCAGAGCGUGCUAGCAACGCAGCAGAGCGUGCUAGCAACGCAGCAGAGCGUGCUAGCAACGCAGCAGAGCGUGCUAGCAACGCAGCAGAGCGUGCUAGCAACGCAGCAGAGCGUGCUAGCAACGCAGCAGAGCGUGCUAGCAACGCAGCAGAGCGUGCUAGCAACGCAGCAGAGCGUGCUAGCAACGCAGCAGAGCGUGCUAGCAACGCAGCUGGGCGUGCUAGCAACGCAGCUGGGCGUGCUAGCAACGCAGCUGAGCGUGCUAGCGACGCAGCUGAGCGUGCUAGCGACGCAGCUGAGCGUGCUAGCAACGCAGCUGAGCGUGCUAGCAACGCAGCUGGGCGUGCUAGCAACGCAGCUGAGCGUGCUAGCAACGCAGCUGAGCGUGCUAGCAACGCAGCUGGGCGUGCUAGCAACGCAGCAGAGCGUGCUAGCAACGCAGCAGAGCGUGCUAGCAACGCAGCAGAGCGUGCUAGCAACGCAGCAGAGCGUGCUAGCAACGCAGCUGAGCGUGCUAGCAACGCAGCAGAGCGUGCUAGCAACGCAGCAGAGCGUGCUAGCAACGCAGCUGAGCGUGCUAGCAACGCAGCAGAGCGUGCUAGCAACGCAGCAGAGCGUGCUAGCAACGCAGCAGAGCGUGCUAGCAACGCAGCAGAGCGUGCUAGCAACGCAGCAGAGCGUGCUAGCAACGCAGCAGAGCGUGCUAGCAACGCAGCAGAGCGUGCUAGCAACGCAGCAGAGCGUGCUAGCAACGCAGCAGAGCGUGCUAGCAACGCAGCAGAGCGUGCUAGCAACGCAGCAGAGCGUGCUAGCAACGCAGCAGAGCGUGCUAGCAACGCAGCAGAGCGUGCUAGCAACGCAGCAGAGCGUGCUAGCAACGCAGCAGAGCGUGCUAGCAACGCAGCAGAGCGUGCUAGCAACGCAGCAGAGCGUGCUAGCAACGCAGCAGAGCGUGCUAGCAACGCAGCAGAGCGUGCUAGCAACGCAGCAGAGCGUGCUAGCAACGCAGCAGAGCGUGCUAGCAACGCAGCAGAGCGUGCUAGCAACGCAGCAGAGCGUGCUAGCAACGCAGCAGAGCGUGCUAGCAACGCAGCAGAGCGUGCUAGCAACGCAGCAGAGCGUGCUAGCAACGCAGCAGAGCGUGCUAGCAACGCAGCAGAGCGUGCUAGCAACGCAGCAGAGCGUGCUAGCAACGCAGCAGAGCGUGCUAGCAACGCAGCAGAGCGUGCUAGCAACGCAGCAGAGCGUGCUAGCAACGCAGCAGAGCGUGCUAGCAACGCAGCAGAGCGUGCUAGCAACGCAGCAGAGCGUGCUAGCAACGCAGCAGAGCGUGCUAGCAACGCAGCAGAGCGUGCUAGCAACGCAGCAGAGCGUGCUAGCAACGCAGCAGAGCGUGCUAGCAACGCAGCUGAGCGUGCUAGCAACGCAGCUGAGCGUGCUAGCAACGCAGCUGAGCGUGCUAGCAACGCAGCUGAGCGUGCUAGCAACGCAGCUGAGCGUGCUAGCAACGCAGCAGGGCGUGCUAGCAACGCAGCAGGUCGUGCUAGCAACGCAGCAGAGCGUGCUAGCAACGCAGCAGAGCGUGCUAGCAACGCAGCAGAGCGUGCUAGCAACGCAGCUGAGCGUGCUAGCAACGCAGCUGAGCGUGCUAGCAACGCAGCUGAGCGUGCUAGCAACGCAGCAGAGCGUGCUAGCAACGCAGCAGAGCGUGCUAGCAACGCAGCAGAGCGUGCUAGCAACGCAGCAGAGCGUGCUAGCAACGCAGCAGAGCGUGCUAGCAACGCAGCAGAGCGUGCUAGCAACGCAGCUGAGCGUGCUAGCAACGCAGCAGAGCGUGCUAGCAACGCAGCAGGGGGUGCUAGCAACGCAGCUGAGCGUGCUAGCAACGCAGCUGAGCGUGCUAGCAACGCAGCUGAGCGUGCUAGCAACGCAGCUGGGCGUGCUAGCAACGCAGCUGAGCGUGCUAGCAACGCAGCUGAGCGUGCUAGCAACGCAGCUGAGCGUGCUAGCAACGCAGCUGAGCGUGCUAGCAACGCAGCAGAGCGUGCUAGCAACGCAGCUGAGCGUGCUAGCAACGCAGCAGAGCGUGCUAGCAACGCAGCUGAGCGUGCUAGCAACGCAGCUGAGCGUGCUAGCAACGCAGCUGGGCGUGCUAGCAACGCAGCAGAGCGUGCUAGCAACGCAGCAGAGCGUGCUAGCAACGCAGCUGAGCGUGCUAGCAACGCAGCAGAGCGUGCUAGCAACGCAGCUGAGCGUGCUAGCAACGCAGCAGAGCGUGCUAGCAACGCAGCAGAGCGUGCUAGCAACGCAGCAGAGCGUGCUAGCAACGCAGCAGAGCGUGCUAGCAACGCAGCUGAGCGUGCUAGCAACGCAGCAGAGCGUGCUAGCAACGCAGCAGAGCGUGCUAGCAACGCAGCAGAGCGUGCUAGCAACGCAGCUGAGCGUGCUAGCAACGCAGCAGGGGGUGCUAGCAACGCAGCAGGGGGUGCUAGCAACGCAGCUGAGCGUGCUAGCAACGCAGCUGAGCGUGCUAGCAACGCAGCUGAGCGUGCUAGCAACGCAGCUGGGCGUGCUAGCAACGCAGCUGGGCGUGCUAGCAACGCAGCUGAGCGUGCUAGCAACGCAGCUGAGCGUGCUAGCAACGCAGCUGAGCGUGCUAGCAACGCAGCAGAGCGUGCUAGCAACGCAGCUGGGCGUGCUAGCAACGCAGCUGGGCGUGCUAGCAACGCAGCUGAGCGUGCUAGCAACGCAGCAGAGCGUGCUAGCAACGCAGCAGAGCGUGCUAGCAACGCAGCAGAGCGUGCUAGCAACGCAGCAGAGCGUGCUAGCAACGCAGCAGAGCGUGCUAGCAACGCAGCUGAGCGUGCUAGCAACGCAGCUGAGCGUGCUAGCAACGCAGCAGAGCGUGCUAGCAACGCAGCAGAGCAGCGUGCUAGCAACGCAGCAGAGCGUGCUAGCAACGCAGCAGAGCGUGCUAGCAACGCAGCAGAGCGUGCUAGCAACGCAGCAGAGCGUGCUAGCAACGCAGCUGAGCAUGCUAGCAACACAGCUGGGGGUGCUAGCAACGCAGCUGAGCGUGCUAGCAACGCAGCUGAGCGUGCUAGCAACGCAGCUGAGCGUGCUAGCAACGCAGCUGAGCGUGCUAGCAACGCAGCAGAGCGUGCUAGCAACGCAGCAGAGCGUGCUAGCAACGCAGCAGAGCGUGCUAGCAACGCAGCAGAGCGUGCUAGCAACGCAGCAGAGCGUGCUAGCAACGCAGCAGAGCGUGCUAGCAACGCAGCAGAGCGUGCUAGCAACGCAGCAGAGCGUGCUAGCAACGCAGCAGAGCGUGCUAGCAACGCAGCAGAGCGUGCUAGCAACGCAGCAGAGCGUGCUAGCAACGCAGCAGAGCGUGCUAGCAACGCAGCAGAGCGUGCUAGCAACGCAGCAGAGCGUGCUAGCAACGCAGCAGAGCGUGCUAGCAACGCAGCAGAGCGUGCUAGCAACGCAGCAGAGCGUGCUAGCAACGCAGCAGAGCGUGCUAGCAACGCAGCAGAGCGUGCUAGCAACGCAGCAGAGCGUGCUAGCAACGCAGCAGAGCGUGCUAGCAACGCAGCAGAGCGUGCUAGCAACGCAGCAGAGCGUGCUAGCAACGCAGCAGAGCGUGCUAGCAACGCAGCAGAGCGUGCUAGCAACGCAGCAGAGCGUGCUAGCAACGCAGCUGGGCGUGCUAGCAACGCAGCUGAGCGUGCUAGCAACGCAGCUGAGCGUGCUAGCAACGCAGCUGGGCGUGCUAGCAACGCAGCUGAGCGUGCUAGCAACGCAGCUGAGCGUGCUAGCAACGCAGCAGAGCGUGCUAGCAACGCAGCUGGGCGUGCUAGCAACGCAGCUGAGCGUGCUAGCAACGCAGCUGAGCGUGCUAGCAACGCAGCUGAGCGUGCUAGCAACGCAGCUGGGCGUGCUAGCAACGCAGCUGGGCGUGCUAGCAACGCAGCAGAGCGUGCUAGCAACGCAGCAGAGCGUGCUAGCAACGCAGCUGAGCGUGCUAGCAACGCAGCUGAGCGUGCUAGCAACGCAGCAGAGCGUGCUAGCAACGCAGCAGAGCGUGCUAGCAACGCAGCAGAGCGUGCUAGCAACGCAGCAGAGCGUGCUAGCAACGCAGCAGAGCGUGCUAGCAACGCAGCAGAGCGUGCUAGCAACGCAGCAGAGCGUGCUAGCAACGCAGCAGAGCGUGCUAGCAACGCAGCAGAGCGUGCUAGCAACGCAGCAGAGCGUGCUAGCAACGCAGCAGAGCGUGCUAGCAACGCAGCAGAGCGUGCUAGCAACGCAGCAGAGCGUGCUAGCAACGCAGCAGAGCGUGCUAGCAACGCAGCAGAGCGUGCUAGCAACGCAGCAGAGCGUGCUAGCAACGCAGCAGAGCGUGCUAGCAACGCAGCAGAGCGUGCUAGCAACGCAGCAGAGCGUGCUAGCAACGCAGCAGAGCGUGCUAGCAACGCAGCAGAGCGUGCUAGCAACGCAGCAGAGCGUGCUAGCAACGCAGCAGAGCGUGCUAGCAACGCAGCAGAGCGUGCUAGCAACGCAGCAGAGCGUGCUAGCAACGCAGCAGAGCGUGCUAGCAACGCAGCAGAGCGUGCUAGCAACGCAGCAGAGCGUGCUAGCAACGCAGCAGAGCGUGCUAGCAACGCAGCAGAGCGUGCUAGCAACGCAGCAGAGCGUGCUAGCAACGCAGCAGAGCGUGCUAGCAACGCAGCAGAGCGUGCUAGCAACGCAGCUGAGCGUGCUAGCAACGCAGCUGAGCGUGCUAGCAACGCAGCUGAGCGUGCUAGCAACGCAGCUGAGCGUGCUAGCAACGCAGCUGAGCGUGCUAGCAACGCAGCAGAGCGUGCUAGCAACGCAGCAGAGCGUGCUAGCAACGCAGCAGAGCGUGCUAGCAACGCAGCAGAGCGUGCUAGCAACGCAGCAGAGCGUGCUAGCAACGCAGCUGAGCGUGCUAGCAACGCAGCUGAGCGUGCUAGCAACGCAGCUGAGCGUGCUAGCAACGCAGCAGAGCGUGCUAGCAACGCAGCAGAGCGUGCUAGCAACGCAGCAGAGCGUGCUAGCAACGCAGCAGAGCGUGCUAGCAACGCAGCAGAGCGUGCUAGCAACGCAGCAGAGCGUGCUAGCAACGCAGCAGAGCGUGCUAGCAACGCAGCAGAGCGUGCUAGCAACGCAGCUGAGCGUGCUAGCAACGCAGCUGAGCGUGCUAGCAACGCAGCUGAGCGUGCUAGCAACGCAGCUGGGCGUGCUAGCAACGCAGCUGGGCGUGCUAGCAACGCAGCUGGGCGUGCUAGCAACGCAGCUGAGCGUGCUAGCAACGCAGCUGAGCGUGCUAGCAACGCAGCUGAGCGUGCUAGCAACGCAGCUGAGCGUGCUAGCAACGCAGCUGAGCGUGCUAGCAACGCAGCUGAGCGUGCUAGCAACGCAGCUGAGCGUGCUAGCAACGCAGCAGAGCGUGCUAGCAACGCAGCAGAGCGUGCUAGCAACGCAGCAGAGCGUGCUAGCAACGCAGCAGAGCGUGCUAGCAACGCAGCAGAGCGUGCUAGCAACGCAGCAGAGCGUGCUAGCAACGCAGCAGAGCGUGCUAGCAACGCAGCAGAGCGUGCUAGCAACGCAGCUGAGCGUGCUAGCAACGCAGCUGAGCGUGCUAGCAACGCAGCAGAGCGUGCUAGCAACGCAGCAGAGCGUGCUAGCAACGCAGCAGAGCGUGCUAGCAACGCAGCAGAGCGUGCUAGCAACGCAGCAGAGCGUGCUAGCAACGCAGCAGAGCGUGCUAGCAACGCAGCAGAGCGUGCUAGCAACGCAGCAGAGCGUGCUAGCAACGCAGCAGAGCGUGCUAGCAACGCAGCAGAGCGUGCUAGCAACGCAGCUGAGCGUGCUAGCAACGCAGCUGAGCGUGCUAGCAACGCAGCUGAGCGUGCUAGCAACGCAGCUGAGCGUGCUAGCAACGCAGCUGAGCGUGCUAGCAACGCAGCUGGGCGUGCUAGCAACGCAGCUGGGCGUGCUAGCAACGCAGCUGAGCGUGCUAGCAACGCAGCAGAGCGUGCUAGCAACGCAGCAGAGCGUGCUAGCAACGCAGCAGAGCGUGCUAGCAACGCAGCUGAGCGUGCUAGCAACGCAGCUGAGCGUGCUAGCAACGCAGCUGAGCGUGCUAGCAACGCAGCUGAGCGUGCUAGCAACGCAGCAGAGCGUGCUAGCAACGCAGCAGAGCGUGCUAGCAACGCAGCAGAGCGUGCUAGCAACGCAGCAGAGCGUGCUAGCAACGCAGCAGAGCGUGCUAGCAACGCAGCAGAGCGUGCUAGCAACGCAGCAGAGCGUGCUAGCAACGCAGCAGAGCGUGCUAGCAACGCAGCAGAGCGUGCUAGCAACGCAGCAGAGCGUGCUAGCAACGCAGCAGAGCGUGCUAGCAACGCAGCAGAGCGUGCUAGCAACGCAGCAGAGCGUGCUAGCAACGCAGCUGAGCGUGCUAGCAACGCAGCUGAGCGUGCUAGCAACGCAGCUGGGCGUGCUAGCAACGCAGCUGAGCGUGCUAGCAACGCAGCUGAGCGUGCUAGCAACGCAGCUGAGCGUGCUAGCAACGCAGCUGAGCGUGCUAGCAACGCAGCUGAGCGUGCUAGCAACGCAGCUGAGCGUGCUAGCAACGCAGCUGAGCGUGCUAGCAACGCAGCUGAGCGUGCUAGCAACGCAGCUGAGCGUGCUAGCAACGCAGCUGAGCGUGCUAGCAACGCAGCAGAGCGUGCUAGCAACGCAGCAGAGCGUGCUAGCAACGCAGCAGAGCGUGCUAGCAACGCAGCAGAGCGUGCUAGCAACGCAGCAGAGCGUGCUAGCAACGCAGCAGAGCGUGCUAGCAACGCAGCAGAGCGUGCUAGCAACGCAGCAGAGCGUGCUAGCAACGCAGCAGAGCGUGCUAGCAACGCAGCAGAGCGUGCUAGCAACGCAGCAGAGCGUGCUAGCAACGCAGCAGAGCGUGCUAGCAACGCAGCUGAGCGUGCUAGCAACGCAGCAGAGCGUGCUAGCAACGCAGCAGAGCGUGCUAGCAACGCAGCAGAGCGUGCUAGCAACGCAGCAGAGCGUGCUAGCAACGCAGCAGAGCGUGCUAGCAACGCAGCAGAGCGUGCUAGCAACGCAGCAGAGCGUGCUAGCGACGCAGCAGAGCGUGCUAGCAACGCAGCAGAGCGUGCUAGCAACGCAGCAGAGCGUGCUAGCAACGCAGCAGAGCGUGCUAGCAACGCAGCAGAGCGUGCUAGCAACGCAGCAGAGCGUGCUAGCAACGCAGCAGAGCGUGCUAGCAACGCAGCAGAGCGUGCUAGCAACGCAGCAGAGCGUGCUAGCAACGCAGCAGAGCGUGCUAGCAACGCAGCAGAGCGUGCUAGCAACGCAGCAGAGCGUGCUAGCAACGCAGCAGAGCGUGCUAGCAACGCAGCAGAGCGUGCUAGCAACGCAGCUGAGCGUGCUAGCAACGCAGCAGAGCGUGCUAGCAACGCAGCAGAGCGUGCUAGCAACGCAGCUGAGCGUGCUAGCAACGCAGCUGAGCGUGCUAGCAACGCAGCAGAGCGUGCUAGCAACGCAGCAGAGCGUGCUAGCAACGCAGCAGAGCGUGCUAGCAACGCAGCAGAGCGUGCUAGCAACGCAGCAGAGCGUGCUAGCAACGCAGCAGAGCGUGCUAGCAACGCAGCAGAGCGUGCUAGCAACGCAGCAGAGCGUGCUAGCAACGCAGCAGAGCGUGCUAGCAACGCAGCAGAGCGUGCUAGCAACGCAGCAGAGCGUGCUAGCAACGCAGCAGAGCGUGCUAGCAACGCAGCUGAGCGUGCUAGCAACGCAGCUGAGCGUGCUAGCAACGCAGCUGAGCGUGCUAGCAACGCAGCUGAGCGUGCUAGCAACGCAGCUGAGCGUGCUAGCAACGCAGCUGAGCGUGCUAGCAACGCAGCUGAGCGUGCUAGCAACGCAGCAGAGCGUGCUAGCAACGCAGCAGAGCGUGCUAGCAACGCAGCAGAGCGUGCUAGCAACGCAGCAGAGCGUGCUAGCAACGCAGCAGAGCGUGCUAGCAACGCAGCAGAGCGUGCUAGCAACGCAGCAGAGCGUGCUAGCAACGCAGCAGAGCGUGCUAGCAACGCAGCAGAGCGUGCUAGCAACGCAGCAGAGCGUGCUAGCAACGCAGCAGAGCGUGCUAGCAACGCAGCAGAGCGUGCUAGCAACGCAGCAGAGCGUGCUAGCAACGCAGCAGAGCGUGCUAGCAACGCAGCAGAGCGUGCUAGCAACGCAGCAGAGCGUGCUAGCAACGCAGCAGAGCGUGCUAGCAACGCAGCAGAGCGUGCUAGCAACGCAGCAGAGCGUGCUAGCAACGCAGCAGAGCGUGCUAGCAACGCAGCAGAGCGUGCUAGCAACGCAGCAGAGCGUGCUAGCAACGCAGCAGAGCGUGCUAGCAACGCAGCAGAGCGUGCUAGCAACGCAGCAGAGCGUGCUAGCGACGCAGCAGAGCGUGCUAGCAACGCAGCAGAGCGUGCUAGCAACGCAGCAGAGCGUGCUAGCAACGCAGCAGAGCGUGCUAGCAACGCAGCUGAGCGUGCUAGCAACGCAGCUGAGCGUGCUAGCAACGCAGCUGAGCGUGCUAGCAACGCAGCUGAGCGUGCUAGCAACGCAGCUGAGCGUGCUAGCAACGCAGCUGAGCGUGCUAGCAACGCAGCUGAGCGUGCUAGCAACGCAGCUGAGCGUGCUAGCAACGCAGCUGAGCGUGCUAGCAACGCAGCUGAGCGUGCUAGCAACGCAGCUGAGCGUGCUAGCAACGCAGCUGAGCGUGCUAGCAACGCAGCUGAGCGUGCUAGCAACGCAGCAGAGCGUGCUAGCAACGCAGCAGAGCGUGCUAGCAACGCAGCAGAGCGUGCUAGCAACGCAGCAGAGCGUGCUAGCAACGCAGCAGAGCGUGCUAGCAACGCAGCAGAGCGUGCUAGCAACGCAGCAGAGCGUGCUAGCAACGCAGCAGAGCGUGCUAGCAACGCAGCAGAGCGUGCUAGCAACGCAGCAGAGCGUGCUAGCAACGCAGCAGAGCGUGCUAGCAACGCAGCUGAGCGUGCUAGCAACGCAGCAGAGCGUGCUAGCAACGCAGCUGAGCGUGCUAGCAACGCAGCUGAGCGUGCUAGCAACGCAGCAGAGCGUGCUAGCAACGCAGCAGAGCGUGCUAGCAACGCAGCAGAGCGUGCUAGCAACGCAGCAGAGCGUGCUAGCAACGCAGCAGAGCGUGCUAGCAACGCAGCAGAGCGUGCUAGCAACGCAGCAGAGCGUGCUAGCAACGCAGCAGAGCGUGCUAGCAACGCAGCAGAGCGUGCUAGCAACGCAGCAGAGCGUGCUAGCAACGCAGCAGAGCGUGCUAGCAACGCAGCAGAGCGUGCUAGCAACGCAGCAGAGCGUGCUAGCAACGCAGCUGAGCGUGCUAGCAACGCAGCUGAGCGUGCUAGCAACGCAGCUGAGCGUGCUAGCAACGCAGCAGAGCGUGCUAGCAACGCAGCAGAGCGUGCUAGCAACGCAGCUGAGCGUGCUAGCAACGCAGCAGAGCGUGCUAGCAACGCAGCAGAGCGUGCUAGCAACGCAGCAGAGCGUGCUAGCAACGCAGCAGAGCGUGCUAGCAACGCAGCAGAGCGUGCUAGCAACGCAGCAGAGCGUGCUAGCAACGCAGCAGAGCGUGCUAGCAACGCAGCAGAGCGUGCUAGCAACGCAGCAGAGCGUGCUAGCAACGCAGCAGAGCGUGCUAGCAACGCAGCAGAGCGUGCUAGCAACGCAGCAGAGCGUGCUAGCAACGCAGCAGAGCGUGCUAGCAACGCAGCAGAGCGUGCUAGCGACGCAGCAGAGCGUGCUAGCGACGCAGCAGAGCGUGCUAGCAACGCAGCAGAGCGUGCUAGCAACGCAGCAGAGCGUGCUAGCAACGCAGCAGAGCGUGCUAGCAACGCAGCAGAGCGUGCUAGCAACGCAGCAGAGCGUGCUAGCAACGCAGCUGGGCGUGCUAGCAACGCAGCUGAGCGUGCUAGCAACGCAGCUGAGCGUGCUAGCAACGCAGCUGAGCGUGCUAGCAACGCAGCUGAGCGUGCUAGCAACGCAGCUGAGCGUGCUAGCAACGCAGCUGAGCGUGCUAGCAACGCAGCUGAGCGUGCUAGCAACGCAGCUGAGCGUGCUAGCAACGCAGCUGAGCGUGCUAGCAACGCAGCUGAGCGUGCUAGCAACGCAGCAGAGCGUGCUAGCAACGCAGCAGAGCGUGCUAGCAACGCAGCAGAGCGUGCUAGCAACGCAGCAGAGCGUGCUAGCAACGCAGCAGAGCGUGCUAGCAACGCAGCAGAGCGUGCUAGCAACGCAGCAGAGCGUGCUAGCAACGCAGCAGAGCGUGCUAGCAACGCAGCUGAGCGUGCUAGCAACGCAGCAGAGCGUGCUAGCAACGCAGCAGAGCGUGCUAGCAACGCAGCAGAGCGUGCUAGCAACGCAGCAGAGCGUGCUAGCAACGCAGCAGAGCGUGCUAGCAACGCAGCAGAGCGUGCUAGCAACGCAGCAGAGCGUGCUAGCAACGCAGCAGAGCGUGCUAGCAACGCAGCAGAGCGUGCUAGCAACGCAGCAGAGCGUGCUAGCAACGCAGCAGAGCGUGCUAGCAACGCAGCAGAGCGUGCUAGCAACGCAGCAGAGCGUGCUAGCAACGCAGCAGAGCGUGCUAGCAACGCAGCUGAGCGUGCUAGCAACGCAGCUGAGCGUGCUAGCAACGCAGCUGAGCGUGCUAGCAACGCAGCAGAGCGUGCUAGCAACGCAGCUGAGCGUGCUAGCAACGCAGCUGAGCGUGCUAGCAACGCAGCUGAGCGUGCUAGCAACGCAGCUGAGCGUGCUAGCAACGCAGCAGAGCGUGCUAGCAACGCAGCAGAGCGUGCUAGCAACGCAGCAGAGCGUGCUAGCAACGCAGCAGAGCGUGCUAGCAACGCAGCAGAGCGUGCUAGCAACGCAGCAGAGCGUGCUAGCAACGCAGCAGAGCGUGCUAGCAACGCAGCUGAGCGUGCUAGCAACGCAGCUGAGCGUGCUAGCAACGCAGCUGAGCGUGCUAGCAACGCAGCAGAGCGUGCUAGCAACGCAGCAGAGCGUGCUAGCAACGCAGCAGAGCGUGCUAGCAACGCAGCAAAACCUUUAGCCUCGGUGCACGCAUGGAACGUGCUGCGCCUGGCCUUCCACGACACGCACCUCGCUGCCGACACCUCCGCCUUCUGCUCCCCGGCUCUCCAAGCCGCCGUCGCCGCCGCGCGCUCGCCGCACUGGGAGGUGCGGAAUGCGGGCGGGCUGUGCCUGGUGGCGCUGCUGCACCGCAUGCUGGGCUUUAAGAACGUGCCGCGGGCGGGGAGGCCGUGGGCGCGGGAGCAGGUGGUGUGCAAGCAGACGGCGCGGCAGAGCAUGACGGCUGUGGAGUUCUUCCUGCGAUACCCUGACCUGCACGCCUUCUUCCUCCGACACCUUCGUGAGGCCACACUCGCCUUCCUCCCACCUGCUCAGCACCCCCCUGCUGAGCAACCCCCUGCUGAUCUACCCGACCCGCCUGCUGACGAUUCCCCCACCUCCACCGCCACUGCCACCGCCACCACCUCCGCUUCGUCCGCCUCCUCUUCCCCCACCUCCUCCCAGCCGCUGCACCCGGCCCUGGCACCCGCGCUCAUCCUGCUGUCGCGCCUCAAGCCCUCCACCCUGACCUCCCCCUCGCCCUCCUCCUUCCUCUCCCCCUCUGCCUUCGUGCCGCACGUCUCGCUCUGCGCUGCCCACCCCCGCAUGCACGUCCGAGAGCUCGCUGCCCGCGCACUCGUGCCCAUUGUGGCCUCCACGGAAGUUUUUGGGAUGCUUCUAAAGCUGGCUCGCAGUCUCCCUGACGAGUGGGGAAGGAGGGGUGGGCUGGGUGGGAUGGUUGGAGGUGAGGGGGGAAGAAGUGAGAAGGGAAGUCAGAAGGGUAGUGAGAAGGUAACGGAUAAGGAAUAUGACAAGGGAGGUGACAGUGGGGGUGGAAGAGAGGGUGAAGCAGUGGGGAACAACGUGGGUGCAGCAAUGGGGUACAAUGCAGUGCAUGGUGUGCUGCUGCACAUGCGCCACCUGCUUGCUGCCUACUGGGUUGCCGGCAGCACAGGCCAGCAGCAGCAGCAGCAGCAGCAGCAACAGCAGCAGCAGCAGCAGCAGCAGCAGCAGCAGCAGCAGCAGCAGCAGCAGCAGCAGCAGCAGCAGCAGCAGCAGCAGGGGGAAGGCGAGGCGAGCAGCAGGGCAGCAGACGUGCAGGAGGUGGUGCAGGCGCUGCAGCAGCGGCGCUGGUUGGGCGAUCCGCACUUGUGCUGCUGCCCCUCCGUGGUCGCAGAGUAUCUCACCGUCUCCCACCUCCUCCUCUCCUCCGCCCUCCACUCCUCCCCUCCCCUCUCCGCCCUCCUCUCCUCCGCCCUCCACUCCUCCACCUCCCUGUCCUCCCCUCCUCUCUCCACCCCUCUCCCCACCGCCCGGCCCCACUCCUCACCCCCUCUCACCCCAAUCGUGCACGCCACAGCAGCCGCCUUUCUCCCGCUCGCCCUGCGUGCCUUCUCCUUCCACCCGCCUCUCCGCUUCACCAUUCUUGACCCCACAGCACUCGCACUCAGGCAAACCGCCGCGUCACUGCUGCUCUCCCCAGAAGCUGUGUGCCUGGCAGGCCGAGGCCUUUGGGAGGGGCUGGGUGCGGUGGAGGGGGAUACGGGGGGAGAAGCAGGGGUGGGAGAGGGCGGGGUGUGCAGCAGUGCGGGUGUGUUCUGGCAGGUGGUGCUAGCGGCAGUGCAAGAACCCUGUAGAGACGUGCAACUCUCCGCCCUCCGCUCCCUCUCGCACCUCCUCGCCUCCCCUCGCUUGCUCGCGCCGCUGCUGCCACCGCUCCACACCGUGCCACACCGCAACAGCAGCAGCAAGGGCGGUGUAGGGGCAGUGCUGCUGGCAGUGGUGCAGGGGUUGCAGCAGGAGAGGCGGGCACAGGGGCGGGACGAGAUGAGGUGCCGGCGGCUGCUCAAGGUGCUGCUGCCCGCACUCUCCCUGCCCUCCCUGCAGCCCCUCCUGCUGCCCUUGCUGCCUCAAGCCCUGCUGCCCGCGAUAGCACCAGUGGCAGGGACAGCAGAGGAGAGGCAACCUGGCGGCCCCUCCCACGAGCCUGACAGCACUGCAGCGAGCUGCGAUGGGAGUGGGUGUGCAGCGCUGUGGGCGGUGGUGCUGGAGGUAUUUGAGACGGCGCGCGUGCUGAAAACGAGGGAGGCGGCACUGAGGUGCCUGGGGCACUGCUUCCGCCUGCUGCUCUCCCACCAUGGCCGGGUGGACGGGUGUGGAGGGAAGCGGGAGGAGGAGGAGAACCCACAGCCUGAACAACAACAGCAGCAGCAGGAGGGCGCGAAGCAGUCACUGGAGGGGCUGUUGACUUCAGGAGACUUCUCCCUGGGCCAGGGCAGGGGCACGGGGAACCUGCUGCAGCUGGCUGCCACGUGGCUGCAGCUGAUUGGCGAGCAGAGCGCGGCGCACCGGCCUGUGAGUGUGCGGCGAGCGGCAGCAGAGGCAGUGGUGUCGUCUGGACUGCUGCUGGAGGUGGGUAGAGUGGGGCACGUGCUGCGCUGUGAAGCACAGGGUGUGGAGGGAGAUGAGGGAAAAGAGGGAGAGGAGGGUGGGGAAGGAGGGGAGGGUGCAGUGAUGGAGUAUGCAAGGGUGGUGCUGCGUGCAUGGCUGACAGUGAUUCGAGUGAUGGAGGAUGAAGAUGAGACGCUCCGCAAGUCCCUCGCCACUGCCGUGCUCACCAUCACCACCACCGCCACUACUGCUGCUAACUCUGCACACCCACACGCACCAUCCACUAGAGCAGCAGUGUCAUCGGACUUUGUGCCAGCCCAGGUGGAGAGGGCAGUGGAGGCAGCGUUGGCACACGUGUCGCUGUGCCUGCGCACCUGCCCGCCCUCCCUGCUGCCCGCUCACCUUGCUGCCUGGGUGUUGCACCCGGACUUUGUGUCCCCCUCGGGCUUCCAGCGCCUCUCUGCCUUGGACCGCCUGGGAGAUGAGCUGGUGGGUGAGGAGGAUGAGCAGCAGGAGGAGGAGCAGGAGCAGGAGCAGGAGCAGGAGGAAGAGGAGAGUGGAGUGGGGAGUGAGAGGAGGGAUGGGGAAGCGAGAGCAAGUGCAUCAGGUGCAGCAGUAGGAGCAGCAAGGGCAGGGCGGGAAGCAGUGCCGGGGUUUGUGCGCAAGCUGUUUGACAGGGAGGUGGAUAACCACCAUGAGGAGCCGCUGCUGCUGGCGCACCUCUGCUGCCUGCACCUGCACCACGCACUGCAGCAAUGCCCGCCCUCCCCCGCGCUCCUCAAAACCAUCACCACCUGGAAGCUGGUCUUUGCAAAGAGGUUUUUCACCGAGGCUGCCCAAGCUGCCCGGCUGUGCAAGUCGAUGAAAUGGGUGGGCGGGCCGACGUUUCACCAGGACUCUUUUUCUGCCCUGAUUCGGCCGCUGCUGGGGUUGUGGGCGCUUAGCAAAGUGUCGUUCGCAGGGGCUAGGCGUGCCGAGUGUCUCCCACUGGGUUGGAGAAAUAAGAGCAGAGAAGAGAUCAAGAAGCAGUGUGGUGAGAGUAGCAGUGGGGAUGGGAGUGAGUGCACGGCAGCAGCGAGUGGGUCACAAACAGCAGACACGGAUGCGGAGAGGUCAAGGAAGCUGAUCAAGGCAGCUGCGAGGAAGCUGCAGGAGAUGCCAGUGAAUCCCAUCCUGCAGAGUGUGCUCUCAGAUGUGAUACAGGCGAAUGGUAAUGCUGAUGCUGGUGGGGAGGGGGUGAGAUGGGAGAAGGAUGUGCUGUGGUCUGAUCCGCUUUUCCUCUUGCAUGCACAGUCCUACGGCAUGGAUGGCGUGGCGGUGAUCACGCUGGGCGGCAAGGUGCAGCACGGGCUGAAACACGUCGAGGUGUUCAUGAUGACGUUCGCACCUGGUGCCAAGACGCCCAUCCACUCGCACCCGCAGGAGGAGGUGGUGGUGUUCACGCGAGGCGAGGGCAAGGUGUGGGUGGUGGAGGAGAAGAAGACAGAGCCGUCCGCCCAUGCAGUCAAGCGCAACACCACCGUCACCUUCCAACCCAAGGCCCUGCACCAGAUUGUGAACGACGGCGCAGAGGAGCUGCAGCUGAUAGCGUCCUACUCCAAGCCGCCCCACAAGAUGGCAGUGCACGCCACGUGGCACACCCCCCGCAAGGACGCUGAGAGCGCCGGCCGCGCGGCGUGGGACGCGUGUGUGGUGCGCGAGGGCGAGGGGGGUGAGGCGGUGGAGGGGGAGAGAGGAGAGGCGGAGAGGAAGCCAGGGGGUGUUGAGACAGCUGCUAGUGGGGAGGCUGGUACUGGUGCAGCGGCUGGAGGGAAUGUGGUGGUAGAGGAUGCGACUUUGAGGGCAGAGGAGGAGGAGCUGAGAAGGGAAGAGGGUGGAAGAGGGGAGGAGGUAGCAGGGUCCUCACAGGAGGUGAAGGAUGAGCUGUAG